ACAAAAUCACGGGAUUGUAUUUCCUCCGCGUAACCCAAUACUAAACGACGCAUUCUAGAAAAAAAAAACCGACUCAAAAAUUCCUAAUCGUCACAUCCUUUGUCUGGCUAAAGGAAAUACAGAUGAAUACAUCCUCCAAAUCUCCAUUUGUUGCGUAUUUGCCUCCUCCACAAGAAGAAGUAGAAGUCGAUUACAUUCCCCACCGAUACAGAACCCAUAAUUAAGCGAUCAACAACUUACUUCACGGCGAACUAAUGUCAAAUCGGAAAAAAAAAAAAAAAAAAAAACCAGUAUUCAAACCGAUGUCACGUCGUCCUUUCAUCCCGAGAGAUCAUCAACCAACCGAUCAAGAAAUCGAUAUAGUAUUAUCACCAAAUUUCAAGAAAAGGACUGGAUGUCAUCAACCAUCAAAUAUUGACACAGAAGAAAGAACUGUUGCUGGCUGUUCUAAUGUAGAUAAGAAACUAUACAGAAGAAUAGCUAUUAUAAACUGGAAAAAAAAGAAUGGGCAAGAUCAACGUGUUUAUAACAAACCAGAGGUUUCACAAGUUGCGGCACUCUGGGUUGAGGGAGAAGAGAACGGUGAACAUGGUCGUAGAAAUAUACAGUACGAACACACAGUGACGAACCAAAGAGUGUUGAGUAUUAUUAUGGUUGUUAUGAUCCUUUACAAUACCCUCUGAUGUUUCCAUUUGGAGAACUUGGCUGGCAUCAACACAUUCCAAAAAAAAAUCCCACUGAAAGAGGAAAUAGUAAAACAAUUAGAUGUUCUGCCGACAGGCUUAUCUCGCCAUCGAGUAUUGCAAAUGUUGAUGACUUAUUAAAUAAUGAAGAAAUAGGUAAGGAAAUACCC
Messenger RNA from Lactuca virosa, 853 nucleotides. The record is from the annotation of a GenBank genome assembly. Lineage: Eukaryota; Viridiplantae; Streptophyta; Magnoliopsida; Asterales; Asteraceae.